Molecule: messenger RNA, 969 nt
Organism: Sinocyclocheilus rhinocerous
Lineage: Eukaryota; Metazoa; Chordata; Actinopteri; Cypriniformes; Cyprinidae
Product: sodium channel subunit beta-2
Exons: 3
Coding region: 11-691 (226 amino acids)
Cellular component (GO): plasma membrane
Source: RefSeq, a predicted model, not a curated record
UGAGACAGAAAUGGCUUUCCUCGGUCUCUUAACUUCUAGAAACUUACUUAGUCACCCUUUCCACUCUGCCCUCACAGGUGGGCUUCUUUUUCUUUGUCUACUUGUAAAUAUGACCAUUAUCGCCAGUGCCACUCCAACUCCCCUGACCAUCCUCAUCACGUCCACAGCAGAACCUUUAUCUUCUCUGCCUGCUGAUGAUCCUCCCGGCUCACAGGGGGCCUCAUAUUUACAACAGCCUCCAAAGGCAAAAGCUGUGGAAGGGGAGGAUGUGGUGUUGCCCUGUUUUUUAAAGAGUGAUGUGGAUGAAGUACAGGCUGUGGAGAAGGUGAGGUGGUAUGUGCAGAGUUUGGAGGGAAGGAAGAAUGUUCUACAAGGCAACGAGACGGCAGAGGAAGAGUUUGCUGGCCGUGUGUUUUUGUCUGGUGAUCUGUCUGAGGGAGAUCUAUCCAUGACACUAAGGAAUAUUUCGGUGGAGGAUCAAGGCCUGUAUUUGUGUGCCUUCAUAUCAACACGCUCGACUGUUCUUCAGGGAGGCGGGACCAAACUCAGCAUCCGCAAAGGGCUGGGUGUGAUUGAAGAGUCUGUGGGCACUAUAAUUGGCAUCGUUGUGGCAGUUGUUGGCGUGGCAGCGGGGCUGGUUGCUGUGAUACUGACUCAGUUCAAGGACAAACUGAACUGCCUGCAGAAAUGAGACACGAGCGACAGCUUUGGAGCUUGGAGGUUAAAAGUGCGGUGAGGCUACGGUAAAGGCUAAAGGUAAAAGUGUACAAACACACAUACGCUCACGCUGCCAAGAACUGACCGCAGUGCAUGAGAGAAUGACUUAACUGAACGGUGAGGCAUUUAGCUCACCCCAUAUUCUGAAUCAUAAUAUAUACGAUUACAUAGACAAAUAGAUCCGGUGACCCUCCUCGAACACAUACCCACCCCAUCAGAUCUAACAAUGAUGAAAAAGAGCAGCUGAGUUAU